Molecule: messenger RNA, 429 nt
Organism: Nannizzia gypsea CBS 118893
Lineage: Eukaryota; Fungi; Ascomycota; Eurotiomycetes; Onygenales; Arthrodermataceae
Exons: 7
Coding region: 1-429 (142 amino acids)
Source: RefSeq, a predicted model, not a curated record
AUGCCGUCCACAUGGGCUCGUUCAUCGCUUUCACCCCCUUACGGAGCACGUCCGCCUGUUAUCCCAUCUUCGAACAGGCUAGCUGUCGUCUGGAAGAUAGGUAGCUAUCUUGCCAUGCUUGAAGGAGUGCGGUCCCCCGGAGAAUUCCCAUCCUCGACAGCCGGCAGAGCGGUUGCCUUGCUUUUUGACAAGUCGAUGCCGGCUAAUUCCCCAUUCAGAAACAAAGUACUCCGUAACUCUGAAGAAGUUACCCCGUACGGAACUAGCAGUCACGGUGAUGGUAAUAUCCGUGGCUCCCGAGCCGCAAUAAUCGGGCCUGACGCCCGUCUGGGGACUUCAGGCAUGAAGAAAAAUGUAGGCGUUAUCAGCAAGGACCAAGCGUGGGCCGGGGCAGAUGCAAAUCUAGCAACGCCAGCAGGAGGAAGAUGA